AUGAUGAAAGUCAUAAAUUGCCAUUUGGUGAAAGAGUAUUUGACAUGGAUCUGUGAAAUAGAUAGCAAAUCUGUUGUAGUAUUACAAAACCCUGACAAGCAUUUUGAGGAAGCAAAAUCAGUUAUAGAUAGCGUUUUAGAAUUCCUGAACACUAACGAAAACUCUGAAGAUAAUAUGAAGGAGAAUGAAAACCCUCAAAAGAAUAGACUAGCUUUGGCCCGGAAGCGUGCUAAGUUAUCAAUGAAGGCUGAUACAAGCCAGUCUACGACAAUUCUUGAACCGACUUUUCAAAUGGAUCAGCUGCAUGACCCUGCAGAUAUUUUUGCAGCCUAUGAGAAGUUCGAAAACACCCGUAAAGAAUUGAAGAAACAGAGAGGUGAAGACCCAAAUGAGCCCCAAAUUCCCACUACUGCUAGGCAACGUCGACCUGAAAUUCCACGGAGACGAACGACUUGA
Messenger RNA from Helianthus annuus (common sunflower), 456 nucleotides. RefSeq lists its product as uncharacterized. Gene Ontology annotation, biological process: kinetochore assembly; spindle attachment to meiosis I kinetochore; attachment of mitotic spindle microtubules to kinetochore. Gene Ontology annotation, cellular component: kinetochore. Bases 1 to 456 code for a protein of 151 amino acids. The record is from RefSeq and is a predicted model, not a curated record. The transcript has 5 exons. Gene Ontology annotation, molecular function: centromeric DNA binding. NCBI's taxonomy places the organism in Eukaryota, Viridiplantae, Streptophyta, Magnoliopsida, Asterales, Asteraceae.